Didymosphaeria variabile is the source of this 390-nucleotide messenger RNA. RefSeq lists its product as uncharacterized. The record is from RefSeq and is a predicted model, not a curated record. Bases 1 to 390 code for a protein of 129 amino acids. The transcript has 2 exons. Lineage: Eukaryota; Fungi; Ascomycota; Dothideomycetes; Pleosporales; Didymosphaeriaceae.
AUGGGCUUCUCCGCCCUCCCCUCAUGCACACAAUGCGUCCGAAAGAACAGGAUGUGCUUCGGCUAUCGGAACGAGCAGGACAUGGUCUUCCGCAACGAAACCGGAUUGGUCAUUCGCAAGGUCAAGCGCAAGAGUACAGACGACGAGUCGACGCCUCCCUCGGAUGGAGAUGCCUUCGCCAUGUUGGAUUUGGGUGCUUUGGUUCAGCAUCCAAGCCGGAGGGCGACGCUGCAGGAUGAGGCCAUCAUGCAUUGGCUGGCCAACUUCAAUGAGCGUUUCUUCUCAAGUGGUCCGGAUACAGAAGCUGGUUUCGAGUACAUAUUGCCCGUGUACCGGAGUGAUCUCUCGAGAGGGGGGCCGACAGUGGAGAUCAUCAAUGCAUGUGAGUAG